Suillus discolor is the source of this 609-nucleotide messenger RNA. RefSeq lists its product as uncharacterized. Lineage: Eukaryota; Fungi; Basidiomycota; Agaricomycetes; Boletales; Suillaceae. The record is from RefSeq and is a predicted model, not a curated record. The coding region runs from base 1 to 609 and encodes 202 amino acids. The transcript has a single exon.
AUGCUUGAUGCUAUUGAGCAUCCAAACCCUCAUGUCCCACCAGUGCCAGAUGAACUGCCCUCUCCAAUCAGAUUCAUUCCUUCAGAACAACCAAUGCUAUUUACCAGAAAUAGUAGGCUUCCAGAGGCUUCGACUGCCUCCUCCACACCAAGUUUGUCGAAGACACUGGGAAAACGCAGGGCCAUAGCUGAUGAUGAUGACUCACAGGCCAUGGGCCGCCCUCCUAACUCCACCAAGACAGUUGUCAGCAGCACAUCAACAUCAAAAUCAGCGAAAUCGCAGUGCUGCGGCAUCUCAGAUGCCUUUGACCACAUGAGUGAUGAGAUUCAUGGUCUUAGGUUGUCCUUCAAUAAUGCAAUGAGUGCAAUACAAGAAUGCAUGUCGCAUAUGCAUGAACAUAUGUCACAUGAUGUUGCACACUCAGUAGAUCCUGUCCCAGUACACAAACAAAGGGCAGUUGUGCAUGUGCAGCAGGAGGAGGGUUUGACUGACAUGCAGAUGGUAGCAGUUAUGAUGCACAUUCAAGCUGAUGUUGCGAUAGCUGAUACGUACCUUUCCAUCCAGAAGGAUGAGCUCCACAGGUUGUACUUAUCACAAUACUUCAAUUAG